AGAGAGGGAGGGGGGCGGAGCGGGUGAAGGGGCCUGGCGUCAAGGUCCCGGUGGCGGCGGAGGCGGCGGUCGCGCUCGCUCGCUCGCUCGGUGAUGAAGGACAAAAAUGAGUUAUGCAGAAAAACCCGAUGAAAUUACAAAAGAUGAGUGGAUGGAAAAACUCAAUAAUUUACACAUCCAGAGAGCUGACAUGAAUCGCUUAAUUAUGAACUAUCUUGUUACAGAAGGUUUUAAAGAGGCUGCUGAGAAGUUUCGAAUGGAAUCUGGAAUCGAACCUAGUGUUGAUCUAGAGACCCUGGAUGAAAGGAUAAAAAUUCGGGAGAUGAUCCUCAAAGGUCAGAUUCAGGAAGCCAUUGCACUGAUCAACAGCCUUCAUCCAGAACUAUUAGACACAAACCGGUACCUUUACUUCCACUUGCAGCAGCAACAUUUAAUUGAACUGAUUCGGCAGCGGGAAACUGAAGCUGCUUUGGAGUUUGCUCAGACCCAGUUAGCGGAACAAGGAGAAGAGAGCCGGGAAUGUCUGACGGAGAUGGAGCGCACGCUUGCUCUCCUGGCUUUCGAUAACCCAGAGGAAUCCCCUUUUGGAGACUUGCUCAACAUGAUGCAGAGACAGAAAGUGUGGAGUGAAGUUAACCAAGCUGUGUUAGACUAUGAAAAUCGCGAGUCAACCCCGAAACUGGCGAAAUUACUGAAGCUACUACUGUGGGCUCAAAAUGAGCUGGACCAGAAGAAAGUAAAAUAUCCCAAAAUGACAGAUCUCAGCAAGGGGACAAUUGAGGAACCCAAGUAAAAUGUGCAGAUGGACACUAAAUCUCACAACUGCACAGUUAUAUACAUUUUUAAUCAGUCUGUGACUGAAAUAUUUUUACUACAGUUCAGGACUUUGCAAUUUGGUUGUGUGUUUUGUUUUGUUUCUUUCCUUGGCAAGCAUACUUAGAGGGAAAGGGUCUCUUUUUAAAUGCAGCAAAUUGGCAUUGGAAACGCAUUACAUCACUUUGACCGUCUGACUUAGGCUAUGCACUGUCAUAUUUUUUUUAGCCAAAUACAGGGCUCUUUUUUAAAUACCGUACGGAAGGUUUGCAGUGUCUGGCCACUGAAACAGAUUUUGGUGGCCAGUGAAUUAAUGUUAAAGCUCUUGGCAAUUCUCCAGUUAAACUUCAUCUGUUUUUCACUUGAACAUUGACUUAUUUUCUGUGUUAAUUUAUAGCCAAAUAUGCAUUCCCUAUUUAUAAGCUAGCCAUUGGUUAAAGUGAUCAUUUUGUAAACCUCCUGGCAGUGUUGUUUUCUGCAUAGACUUAGUAUAGAAGGCUUGUAAGCUGUAAUUGAAGAUAACUGCCCUUGCUUUUCACACCUUGGUGACUUAUUUAUAUGGGGCUGAAUGUUAUAUUGAUGAUGGGCCUAGUUCUCUCAGAAGCGUUGCUAAAAUGAAAGCAUUUUCUUUUGUAGUUUCCAAGAAUGACCAAAAUAGCCUCUGAAGAAAAACAUUAAAUCACAUUAUAGUUAGGCGUUCUUUCCCCAGAGUUUCGUUUUUGUUCCAUUUCUUAAUACCAGUUGCAGUCAUUAUACUGCAUGGGGUGAUAGUUACAGCCUUAAAGCCAGUAAUAUAUUUAUGGAUGGUAUGAAAGAUGGAAAUAAUGUUAGCCAUUCCCAGUAAGAAGAAAUAGCUUAAUGUAGACCCACUGGAAUAGUAUGUUCGGGGGCUAUAAUUUUUAAAUGAUGGAAUUAUUUUAACAGUUUCUUAUCUUGGGUAAAUAGCACUCUGAUUUUACAAAUCUCCUCCCUAGAGCUCCCAUCUUUAUGGUGGGGGUUAUGGUUAUCAUGAUUAGGAUUUAUUUCUGCCCCUGUACUUAAAGGCCCUGUAAUUCCAUGAGUUAUUUCUUAUUCAGUUGCUGCAUUGCAGUCUUCUGUUUGGAUGGUUAAUAACAUGCAAGACUGUUUUAAAAGCAUUGUUCCCCUAUUAGACUGGUAGGUAUAAGUGCUAAUCUGGCCAGUUUCGAGAUUAUCAUCCUGCAACGAAUUCGAUUAAGUUGUCUCCAAGGCUACAGUAGCCAUGCUAUUGUUAAUGUUAUUGCCACCUAGCAGCAAUCCCCCUCUCUGUGCUCAUUUUACACAGGAGUACCUUUCUUCUGAAUGGGAACGUACAUAGAGUAGCAAUCUAGGAGCAGCCUCCUAAUGCUUGGUGGGUAAAUGAGCAAUCUGUAGAAUGCAAACAUUUGGCUUUCAGCGAGGUUGUUGCUGUUGCUUGGUGUGAUGAAUCUUUGCAUAGGCCACCAGAAACUUCUCAAUAUUCCACAUAGGAACAAUUGAGACUGACACAGGGAGGUUUCCUGAUGAGGAUGGAGAAUAUGUACUUGUAUGCAGCUGGAUUCUGGAUGAAGCCAAUGGGUAGACUAGAGUUACAGUAGUUCCAAGAUAAGAUGGCACUUGUGUUUUGCACUGAUGCUUGUACAGCUUCUCAUCGGAGAGAAAGCUCUGACGGAACAUUCUUAAAAUUUUUGGAGAUCUCUCAACAUGGGAUUGAUUGUCACUGCUUUUAGUGUCCUGGAUUAUUCUAUAUUCUUGAGAAAUGUUUCCUAACAACUCAACGUGGCCUGAUAAGUUAUUUUAGCUGACUGAGCACAGCUACACUGGAAGUCAAAAGAUCUAGGCCUUCUUCAGAUACAACCAAUUUAUCUUCCCUUCCCUAGCGGUGUAGAAAGUUUAAAGCAUCAGCUUUCAGUGUGAUACUGACCAACGGCUGGCUUCUGCACUAGAAAUCCUGUGUGGCAGCCAUGUUUAAGAGGUCUCCUUUAUGUUUAGAGCAUUAUGUUUAAGCCAUGGUUGCAUAAUAACUGGAAUUUACACUAUUUUUUUUAAGAGCCAAAUAUGCGAUAUAACUAUGACAGUUUAGAUAUACUUAAUUUGGUUUUUGUUAAAACAUCUCACACUGAAGCAGCUUUAAUCUGUAAAGGUUUUUUGGGGGUAAGUUUAGAGAAAAAUAUUUAAAAUGGUAUGAAAGAAAGCUAUGCAUUUUACAGAGCGCGCAAGGGUGUAGUUCCUGUGGUACUUUUAGGGAAUCUUUAUAUUCACAUGUAUAUAAAAUAGUUUGCAUAUACAAAUUAUAAUAUAAUCAGUUUGAAUUAUUCUCAGAUGGGGAGGGUGUAAAAUAUAACUUAUGAAAAUAUUCACAGAAGACACAGCCCUCACGACAUAAAUGAAUUUUUUGUCAUACACAUGAGAAAUGUCUUACUUAGUGGCUGUGAAAAAUGGUUGCAAUUUAUCUCCAUAAUGUUAGAUCGCCACUCUUAACUGCUUAGCAUUAAAUACAACUUUGAUCAA
Molecule: messenger RNA, 3321 nt
Organism: Candoia aspera
Lineage: Eukaryota; Metazoa; Chordata; Lepidosauria; Squamata; Candoiidae
Gene: GID8
Product: GID complex subunit 8 homolog
Exons: 5
Coding region: 107-793 (228 amino acids)
Biological process (GO): positive regulation of canonical Wnt signaling pathway; proteasome-mediated ubiquitin-dependent protein catabolic process
Cellular component (GO): nucleus; cytoplasm
Molecular function (GO): protein binding
Source: RefSeq, a predicted model, not a curated record